Pristis pectinata (smalltooth sawfish) is the source of this 846-nucleotide messenger RNA. It is a transcript of the gene brk1, whose product is annotated as BRICK1 subunit of SCAR/WAVE actin nucleating complex. The transcript has 3 exons. Gene Ontology annotation, biological process: actin filament organization; cell motility; regulation of actin polymerization or depolymerization. Gene Ontology annotation, cellular component: SCAR complex. NCBI's taxonomy places the organism in Eukaryota, Metazoa, Chordata, Chondrichthyes, Rhinopristiformes, Pristidae. Gene Ontology annotation, molecular function: protein-containing complex binding. The record is from RefSeq and is a predicted model, not a curated record. The coding region runs from base 48 to 275 and encodes 75 amino acids.
CGCCACCAACACAGGUGGGCUCGGUUCACCUUGGUUGUGCUUGAGACAUGGCGGGGCAGGGCGAUCCGGUGCAGAGAGAGAUUCACCAGGACUGGGCGAACAGGGAAUAUAUCGAGGUCAUCACCAGCAGUAUCAAGAAGAUAGCUGAUUUCCUCAAUUCAUUUGAUAUGUCCUGUCGUUCACGGUUAGCCACACUGAAUGAAAAGCUGACAGCACUAGAACGAAGGAUUGAAUACAUUGAAGCAAGGGUGACGAAGGGCGAGACUUUGACCUAAAACCAUUGGCAUUUCAGCGGCCGCUUGGAGUAAUCAUGAACUUAAUGGAAUCAUGUCAGGGAAGAACAGAUACCGUGACUUGCCUAGCCAUCAAACUUUUGUUCCUUUUCUAACUUAACUCUGAUCAUUAAAGGCUUUUUAACGAGAGAGCUCAAAAUAAUUCGGACUGCGAGUUCCAUUUGGCAGUGACUCCCACAUUUGUAAAGAGGGGAUACUGAAUAAAACAGAAAAUGGGUUGGGGGGUUGGGUGUGAAAUGGGUGGAGGAUUUGUGCCAAGUGUUUGUGGUGGAGUGGAUUUUUUAUCUCCUUGAUUUCGAGAAUUGUGUUCUAACUCUUAAGUGUAUUGUGAGUGACGUUUUCUUUCCAUUUUAUUCUUGAUAAAAUGUCUAACCAUUUGUAAUCUCCAGCCUGUCAGCUGACAAGCCAGCUUCUGAAUGACUGUUGUUGCAUAUGUAACAAAUUUUUGGAGGGGGAAGGGGUAGACGACAAAUAAAUUAUCAUUUUAUUGUUUACUUUCAUUGCUCCAGUGUGUUUCACUAUAUAUUGAAAAUAAAAAAUGUGGUUUAAAACA